This is a messenger RNA of Anopheles marshallii, 1572 nucleotides long. RefSeq names its product UDP-glycosyltransferase UGT5-like. Bases 1 to 1572 code for a protein of 523 amino acids. Gene Ontology annotation, molecular function: UDP-glycosyltransferase activity. The record is from RefSeq and is a predicted model, not a curated record. The transcript has 4 exons. NCBI's taxonomy places the organism in Eukaryota, Metazoa, Arthropoda, Insecta, Diptera, Culicidae.
AUGAGGUUAAAGUGGGCGGUUAUGGUAGCGUUGCUGGCCAUGCUAUAUGCAUGCAUCAUUCUCGGACCAGCUGAAGGGGCAAAGAUUUUGGCAAUCUUUCCAACGUCUGCCCGUUCACACUACAUUGUCGGAUCGGCGUUAACGAAAGAGCUGGCAAGACGUGGACAUGAGAUGACGGUUAUCAACACUUUCCCACAGAAGAAACCGUUAAAAAAUUACCGUGAUAUAGAUGUAAGCGGAUCUGCAGAUAUCGUUAAGGGUCUUGUACCGAAUUUUUUGGAAGCGGCCGAUAGGAGUAUGUGGGAAAGCGUAACGAUGCCGUACAAAUUUGGACAAAUGCUAACCAACUACACGCUACUGCACCCUAACGUGAAGAAACUGAUCCAAUCGAACGAAAAGUUUGAUCUAGUCCUCAUGGAAAGCUUCUUGAAUGAUGCUCAUCUAGGUUUUGCACAUCACUUCAAGGCUCCCUGCGUUGUUCUGUCCACGUUUGGGGCAUCCCGUUGGACUAAUGAUAUGGUCGGAACGCCAUCGCCGAUAUCUUACGUACCUCAUCCGUUUCUGAGCUUUACCGACCGGAUGUCAUUUGUACAGCGGAUCGGCAACAUGCUGAUGGCGAUUAUGGAUAGUGUUCUUGGGCAUGUUCUAAGUUACCCGGUACAAAGUGCAAUGUACGAAGCGGCAUUUCCCGAUCCAAAACCCCCACUAGAACAUCUACGUCGCCAUGCUGUAUCGCUGGUACUGUUGAACAAUCACUUCAGUCUCAGCUAUCCGCGUCCGUACGUACCAAACAUGAUCGAGGUCGGCGGAAUGCACGUCAAUCGCAAACCAAACCCGCUGCCGGAAGACAUCCAGAAGUUGCUGGAUAAUGCACCGAACGGUGUGAUUUACUUUUCGAUGGGUUCCAACAUUCAGAGCAGUCAACUGCCGGUGGAAAAGCGUGAAGCGAUAUUGCGCGUCUUUGCUAAGCUGAAGCAAACCGUGCUUUGGAAGUGGGAAGACGAAACAUUACCAAACCGACCAGAAAAUGUGAUUGUGAAGGCAUGGUGGCCACAGGACGACAUACUGGCCCACCCGAAUGUGCGACUGUUCAUUACGCACGGUGGACUGCUCAGUACGACGGAGUCAAUGUACCAUGGAGUGCCAGUGAUUGGCAUUCCAGUGUUUGGCGAUCAGUACCUAAACAUGGCCAAAGCGGAACGUACUGGCUUCGGGCUGCUGUUACCUUACCAGGAAAUAUCCGAGGAUCGUCUCUCGAGUGCAAUCAAUCAGAUCCUGGGCGAUACGAAGUACAAAACUGUGGCCCAAAGCAUUUCGGCUCGGUACCGAGAUCAACCGCAAGAACCACUCGACUUGGCCGUAUAUUGGGUGGAGUACGUUAUUAGGCACCAUGGAGCGGUGCAUUUAAAAUCAGCCGGCCAGGAACUGGGCUUCCUGCAGUACCAUGGAAUCGACGUGAUUGCUACAAUAAUCGGUGUUCCGUUUCUAUUUUUCUAUCUUUUGUUUAAGCUGCUGUGUGGAGGACGAUCGAAAAAGAACGUUUCGGUAAAUGCUAAAAAGAAGCGAAAUUAA